Messenger RNA from Mercurialis annua (annual mercury), 1332 nucleotides. RefSeq lists its product as uncharacterized. Gene Ontology annotation, molecular function: catalytic activity. Lineage: Eukaryota; Viridiplantae; Streptophyta; Magnoliopsida; Malpighiales; Euphorbiaceae. The transcript has 3 exons. Bases 1 to 1332 code for a protein of 443 amino acids. The record is from RefSeq and is a predicted model, not a curated record.
AUGGGGCUGAAUGAACAAGCAAGUGCUUCGGCGGGGGACAAAUCUGAUAGAAUAUCCUCAAAUAACACUCCAGCAGAUUUCAAAGGAUUCAUUACUCAAAAACAUAAGAUUAAACAUAUUAAGAAGGAUGAGAAUAUUAGCUUGACAGUUUUAAACCACGAUGGGAUUUCAGUUUCUUCUCUCUCUGAUGAGAUUAUUAGGCGUAGAAAUUUACUGAAUUCAGCAGCUGCGGCUGUUGAAAGAAAAGCAAAACGUUUUGCUUUUUUUCAAAUGUCUUACAACUUUAACUUUGUCUCAUGGAAUUGUCGAGGCGGGCUUUCUUUUGCUCGAAAGUGUAGAUUUAUUCGAUCAUUAGUUUCUAAUCAAAACCUUUCUCUUUUGGGUUUAAUCGGAACUAAAAGGGAUUCUUUUAAUGAUUUUAGUAUUCGGAUGUUAUGGCCGAAUUUGGAUUUUGAUUUUUGUUUUGUUCCCUCAAUUGGUGCAUCGGGUGGUUUGCUUUGUAUUUGGAACCCGAAAUUGAUUUGUCCUUCUCGCAUUUUUACUGCUAAUAGAUGGAUUAGCAUGGAUUUCUCUUGGUCUAAUAUUAAUAUUCGAUUUAUUCUGCUUUAUGCAAGUAACAAUCUUAGGGAGCGGGCCUCUUUAUGGAAUGAUAUUCUUCCGGAGGUAGGGACGAAUUCACUUUGUAUUACGUCCGGAGACUUUAAUGAUAUCUUGCACCCAUCGGAAAGGCAUAAUUGCAGCGGCUUUACUUCAUCUAUGGUUGAAUUUUCGGAAUUCAUCUCUUCUCCCAAUCUCGUGGAGGUUAAUUUGCAAGGAAGAUUUUUUACUUGGCAUAAUAGCAUUGCUAGAUCUAAGAUAGAUAGAUGCUUCGUGUCCCCUACAUUCUUCACUUUAUGGCCGCAUAUUACUCUGAAAGCUCUCCCGAUAUCAUUUUCUGAUCUUGUUCCAUUACUCUUCAACUCUGAUUCGGUGUUGGAUUGGGAAGCUCAAGCUGAUAUUGGUGCUCUUGAUGAAGGGGAAGGCAACCGGCUUUCUGGUUUGUAUUCUGAAUUUAACCAACUAUCGAAGAAUCUUGAGUUCCUUUGGCAUCAGAAAUCAAAACUUAACUGGAAUUUACAUGGUGACAGAAACUCCAAAUACUUCCAUACGGUUGCUUCGAUUCACUCUAAGAGUAACCUUAUUUCAGAUAUUCAUAUUGAUGGGGUUUGCUUUCAUAAUCCUGUGGACAUUAAGCGUCAGGUUCACCUUUAUUACAAGGAUUUAUUUCGGAAAAAUUCAGAUGUUAGAUUCUCCCUAGACUCUCUUCCCAUUCGGUCCUUGUCUGAUCAAUAG